AAUAAGAAACCACUCAAUGGGGAACGAUGGAUUGGUAAAGUCAACUUUGUUGAAAUACGCUCGUUUUGGCACAUUUUCAGAAGUUUUGAUAGAAUGUGGAGCUUUUAUAUAUUGAGUUUACAGGCAAUGAUCAUUGUUGCUUGGAAUGGGUCGGGGGAAUUAAGUUCCAUGUUUGAAGGUGAUGUCUUUAAGAAAGUGCUGAGUAUUUUCAUAACUGCUGCGAUAAUGAAGCUUGGACAAGCUGUUCUUGAUUUAAUUCUGAGCUGGAAAGCUAGGCGAAGCAUGUCUUUCUUUGUCAGGCUAAGAUAUGUUUUGAAGGCUGUUUCAGCUGCAGCAUGGGUUAUUGUUUUACCAGUGACUUACGCGUAUAGUUGGAAAAACCCUCCUGGAUUUGCACGGAUGAUCAGGAAUUGGUUUGGAAAUGGUCCAAGUUCAUCUUCUUUGUUCAUUUUGGCUGUUGUCAUCUACUUAUCUCCAAACAUGCUCUCUGCAUUGUUGUUUAUGUUCCCAAUUGUCCGUCGGUUUCUUGAAAGGUCACACUUAAGGGUUGUGAUGCUCAUGAUGUGGUGGUCUCAGUCUCGGCUUUAUGUUGGAAGGGGAAUGCACGAAAGCUCAGUUUCUCUUUUCAAGUAUACCAUUUUUUGGGUUCUUCUGCUUGUGUCGAAAUUAGCCUUCAGUUACUAUGUAGAGAUUAGGCCUCUUGUGAAACCAACUAAAGAUAUCAUGAAAGUUCACAUAGGGACCUACCAAUGGCAUGAGUUUUUCCCUCGAGCUAAGAAUAACAUUGGUGUGGUGAUUGCACUCUGGGCUCCAAUUGUUCUUAUUCGUACACUGGGAAUGUUGAGAUCUCGAUUUGAAUCACUGCCAGGUGCUUUUAAUAAUUACUUGAUUCCUGUGGAGAAGAGUGAGCAGACUAAGAAAAAGGGAAUACUAAAAGCCACUUUCUCCCGCAAGUUUGAUAAGAGCACGUCUAGCAAAGAGAAAGAGGCCGCAAAGUUUGCACAGAUGUGGAACGAAAUAAUCAGCAGUUUCAGAGAGGAGGAUCUGAUAAGUGAUAGGGAAAAGAACUUGCUGCUUGUCCCAUAUGGGGCUGACCCAGAUUUAGUAGACCUCAUCCAGUGGCCUCCUUUUCUGCUUGCUAGCAAGAUCCCAAUAGCGCUGGACAUGGCAAAAGACAGCAAAGAUAAAGAUCGUGAGCUGAAAAAGAGAAUGAGUACAGACAAUUAUAUGCGCUGUGCUAUUCGCGAGUGCUAUCUUUCAUUUAAAAGUAUUAUUAAUUUUUUGGUCCUUGGAGAGCGUGAAAAGAAGGUUAUAAAUGAUAUCUUCACCUUAGUUGAUGCGCAUAUUGCUGAGGGAAAUCUGACAACGGAGUUCAAUAUGAGUGCUCUCCCAAGCCUCCAUGAGCAAUUUGUUCAGUUGAUUGACCAUCUGCUGAAAAACAAAAAGGAGGACAAGGACCAGGUCGUAAUUGUCUUGCUCAACAUGUUAGAGGUUGUGACAAGGGACAUAAUGGAGGAUGAAAUUCCCACCUUGCUAGAUUCAAGCCAUGGGGGAACUUAUGGGAAAGAUGAGGGAAUGACACCCCUUGAUCAACGGGAUACAUAUUUCGGUGAACUGAAUUUCCCAGUGCCAGUGACCCCAAAAACAGAAGCUUGGAAAGAAAAGAUCAGAAGGCUUCAUCUAUUGCUUACGGAGAAGGAGUCUGCUAUGGAUGUCCCAUCCAACUUGGAAGCUAGAAGGCGCAUUUCUUUCUUUUCUAACUCAUUGUUUAUGGACAUGCCUCCUGCACCUAAAGUUCGAAAUAUGCUUUCCUUCUCGGUUUUGACACCAUACUAUUCAGAAGAAGUUCUUUUCUCCGUCGAUCACCUGGAAAAGCAGAACGAAGAUGGUGUCUCUAUCCUUUUCUACUUGCAAAAGAUCUUUCCAGAUGAAUGGACUAACUUUCUUGAGCGGGUCAAAUGUGAAAGUGAAGAAGAACUCAGAGCAAAUGAUGAACUGGAAGAGAAACUCCGUCUAUGGGCAUCAUAUCGAGGCCAAACGUUGACCAAAACUGUACGAGGUAUGAUGUAUUACCGAAAAGCUUUGGAACUUCAGGCCUUCCUGGAUAUGGCAAAAGAUGAAGCUCUAAUGGAAGGCUAUAAGGCUGCUGAAUCAACUAUUGAGGAACACUCAAAAUCUGAAACGUCACUAUUAGCUCAAUGCCAAGCAGUAGUUGACAUGAAAUUCUCAUAUGUUGUGUCAUGCCAACAAUAUGGAAUUCACAAGCGAUCUGGUGAUGCUCGUGCCAAGGACAUUUUGAAACUUAUGGCAACUUAUCCAUCUCUUCGGGUAGCUUACAUUGAUGAGGUUGAGAAAACUAGCGAAGAUAAAUCCAAAAAAAAUGUUCGGAAGGUCUACUAUUCGGCUCUUGUAAAGGCAGCUCCUCCAACUAAGACAAUUGAUUCCACUGAUCCUGUUCAAAGGUUGGAUCAGGAUAUUUAUCGGAUAAAGCUUCCUGGACCUGCAAUAUUGGGAGAGGGAAAGCCAGAAAAUCAAAACCAUGCAAUCAUUUUCACACGUGGGGAAGGCUUGCAAACAAUAGAUAUGAACCAGGAUAACUAUUUGGAAGAAGCAUUCAAAAUGAGGAAUUUGCUGCAAGAAUUUCAGAAACAUGAUGGUGUUAGAUAUCCGACAAUACUUGGACUUAGGGAGCACAUAUUCACUGGCAGUGUUUCAUCUCUUGCAUGGUUUAUGUCCAAUCAGGAGACUAGUUUUGUAACUAUUGGACAGAGACUGCUGGCUAACCCUCUGAGAGUUAGAUUCCACUAUGGCCAUCCAGAUGUAUUUGAUAGACUGUUUCAUCUGACUAGAGGCGGUGUCAGCAAAGCUUCCAAAGUCAUCAAUUUAAGCGAGGACAUAUUUGCAGGUUUCAAUUCUACUGUACGUGAAGGCAGUGUUACUCAUCAUGAAUAUAUACAAGUUGGUAAAGGACGAGAUGUUGGCCUGAACCAGAUCUCGAUUUUUGAGGCAAAAAUAGCUAAUGGGAAUGGCGAACAGACGCUGAGUCGUGACAUCUAUAGGCUUGGGCAUCGAUUUGAUUUCUUCCGGAUGCUAUCCUGCUACUUCACAACAAUUGGUUUCUAUUUCAGCACUUUAUUGACUGUGCUUACAGUCUAUGUGUUUCUCUACGGUCGCCUUUAUCUUGUUCUCAGUGGGCUUGAAGAUGGUCUGAGUACUCAUCGAGCUAUUCGAGACAAUAAGCCUCUUCAAAUAGCUCUUGCUUCUCAGUCUGUUGUGCAAAUUGGAUUUUUGAUGGCCUUGCCUAUGGUUAUGGAAAUUGGUUUAGAAAAGGGGUUCCGUGUUGCACUAAGCGAUUUCAUAUUAAUGCAAUUACAAUUGGCCCCUGUAUUUUUCACAUUUUCUCUUGGUACAAAGACGCACUAUUAUGGAAAGACUUUACUUCACGGAGGUGCAGAAUACCGAGCAACGGGUCGUAGCUUUGUAGUGUUUCAUGCCAAAUUCGCUGAUAAUUACAGGCUCUACUCCAGAAGCCACUUUGUCAAGGGCAUCGAGCUACUGAUUCUGCUUGUUGUGUACCACAUAUUUGGUCGUUCAUAUAGAAGUGCGGUUGUAUAUAUCCUCAUUACGAUACAAAUUUGGUUCAUGGUUGGAACAUGGCUUUUUGCUCCAUUCCUCUUCAAUCCAUCAGGGUUUGAGUGGCAAAAGAUUGUCGAUGACUGGACGGAUUGGAAGAAGUGGAUAAACAAUCAUGGAGGCAUCGGUGUCUCUCCUGAUAAAAGCUGGGAAUCCUGGUGGGAAAAAGAACAUGAGCAUCUUCGUUACUCUGGAAUACGUGGUAUCAUUACUGAGAUAAUAUUAGCAUUGCGCUUUUUCAUCUACCAGUAUGGGCUUGUCUAUCACCUCAACAUUACAAACAACAAAAGUUUUCUGGUCUAUGGUGUUUCGUGGCUGGUGAUCCUUCUAAUUUUGGUGUUGAUGAAGGCCGUGUCUGCUGGAAGGCGACGAUUAAGUGCAGACUAUCAACUUUUGUUUCGACUGGUUAAGGGAUUUAUAUUUAUUACAUUUUUAUCUAUUUUCAUUACCUUAAUAGUGCUCCCUCAUAUGACGCUUCGGGAUGUUGUAGUCUGCAUUCUUGCCUUCAUGCCAACUGGAUGGGGAUUGCUUUUGAUUGCACAAGCUUGUAAGCCACUAAUUCAACAAGCAGGAUUUUGGGGGUCAGUUCAAACACUUGCUCGUGGUUAUGAAAUAAUCAUGGGGUUGCUUCUUUUCACCCCAGUUGCAUUCUUGGCUUGGUUCCCUUUCGUUUCCGAAUUCCAAACACGAAUGCUGUUCAACCAAGCAUUCAGUCGAGGUUUACAGAUCUCACGUAUUCUCGGAGGAGGAGGACAAAGGAAGGGCCACCACUCCUCCAGCAACAAGGAGUAAUUUUUAUCCAAAUUAUUUUAGGGAUGGUCUCAUUUAGCUCAAUGUAAAUAGCUCCAGUGCUUGCUCAAAUUAUUCAUCAAAAGAAUUCAUAGAUGUCUUUCUUUGUGCUUUUUGUCAAACUUUAGAGUACUUGUACAUGUAUAUUUAUGAUAAAGGUUUGAAACUUAACAAUUUCAUUGCCUGUUUGAUGUAUGAUAUAUAUCAUCAGCUGAUCUUAAGAGGGCGAGACACCUGGUUUAAAACAA
Molecule: messenger RNA, 4670 nt
Organism: Prunus mume (Japanese apricot)
Lineage: Eukaryota; Viridiplantae; Streptophyta; Magnoliopsida; Rosales; Rosaceae
Source: RefSeq, a predicted model, not a curated record